This is a messenger RNA of Rhineura floridana, 2264 nucleotides long. RefSeq names its product syndecan 2 (gene SDC2). Gene Ontology annotation, biological process: dendrite morphogenesis; cell migration. The coding region runs from base 581 to 1198 and encodes 205 amino acids. The transcript is spliced from 5 exons. The record is from RefSeq and is a predicted model, not a curated record. Lineage: Eukaryota; Metazoa; Chordata; Lepidosauria; Squamata; Rhineuridae. Gene Ontology annotation, cellular component: membrane; cell surface.
AAGGCUUUUAAACUACGAAUCGCGCUCCCACCACACUGAAGGGCAGUCGAGCCGAAAGCAGGGGCCUAUCCAGGACCGGUGAGGCGCUGCUCCCCCCUUCCCUGUGGCCAAUUCCGCGCCGUUCCCUUCCUCGCCCAAACUUUUGUUGCGCUUCUUUUUGCCUUCGCUUCUUUUUGCGCGACACCAGAGCCAGCCGCUCUCCAGCAGCCGAGGGGACCGGCUUGGAUCAGAGGAAGGCGAGGCGAGCUGGGCGAGCGGGCGGCGGACUGGCUACAGCGGCCCUCACGAGCAGCCCACCAACCCCCCUUUCCCCUUCGCUUCCAGCCUUCGGAGCCAGCCAACUCCGCCCUGAAGCCAGCCAGCCAGCCAGCGAGUGAGGAGGAGCGGCGGAGGCAGCGGCGCUCGCAAGAGCCAAGACGAGGAAAGAGGGCAAGAGGGGGAGCUAGCGAGUCCAUCGCAUCUGGCGAAGAGGAGGGGGGGAUCAUAGUAGGAUCUGCCUGGGAAUCUCUCUCUCUCUUUUUGGGAGCCUGGACGUGUCCAUUGAUUGCUACCCGAAGCAAGGGCUGCAACCCCGGGAAUAAUGUGGAACGCGUGGAUACUGCUUGCUUUCGCCUUGAUGGCCUGCGUCUCUGGAGAGACGAGAGCAGCAUUGACCUCUGAUAAAGACCUAUAUCUUGACAACAGCUCCAUUGAAGAAGCAUCAGGAGUCUAUCCAAUUGAUGAUGAUGAUUAUACGUCAGGGUCAGGGUCAGGGGCUGAAGAAGAAGAAGGAGAUAACACAGUGAUAGUGACGCCAUCUAGAACUAUUCCAAAGAUGCCAGCAACUAGUGAUGCUCCGAGAAUUGAGACGACUACACUGAAAAUGCAGACUAAGGUACCUACGCAAACAAAGUCGCCUGAAGAGAUAGAUAAAAAGAAGAUUCUCAAGCCUGAUGCUGAAAACAAAAAUGCUAAGAAUGAAGCAGGUGAAGACACAGAUGUAUUCACUCAAAAACACUCGGAAAACCUAUUUCAGAGAACGGAAGUAUUGGCAGCUGUUAUCGCCGGUGGAGUUAUUGGCUUUCUCUUUGCAAUCUUCCUUAUCUUGCUUUUGGUAUAUCGCAUGAGGAAGAAGGAUGAAGGCAGCUACGACCUUGGAGAACGUAAACCAUCCAGUGCUGCCUACCAGAAGGCACCUACUAAGGAGUUUUAUGCAUAAAACUCUUACUUAAGUGUCUCUGUUUAAGAGAUCACUGAACUUUUUAAAUAAAGCUUUUUUUUUUUGCAUAGAAUAAUGAAGAAACUUUUUUUCUCAUUAAAGAGCCUUUAUGGCACCUUUAUGAUAAAAAAACCAUUGUAUUUAAAACUUUUCAUGUAUUCCUUUUAAGAAAAUGUAAAGUAAAAUCUUAACAUUUUGCAGUGUUCUGUGAAUAACAGUGGCAAAACAUUAUUUUAUAUAGCCAUUGAUGUUCACUGAAUCAUUUUAAAACUUUAUGCAUAAAUGAAAAUGAUUGUUUUUUCCUAUGGUUCAAUGAAAGUUGUUUAAUUUUUGUCAGCAUGUCUGAUUGAUCUUACAAGUUAGUUUUUAUUUCAUUAAUUUAUCUGUUUCCAAAAAAUAAAAUAAAAAUAAAAUGCCUUUUUGUAGUUGUCAUGGUGCAAUUUGUCUUUGGAUAACUCAAAUAAUGGUAACUCUUAGUGUAAAUGUAUUUUUUCAGCUAUGUAAACUUUAACCUCCACUUUGUAUCAAUUUUAGUGUCAGAAAAUCCAUUUUACACCUUGCUUUGUUUCUCAGUGUUCCUCUUGCUUCAUUGAAACGUACAGCAGAUUAAUGUGUAAAAUUGGACUAUUACUGCAAACUAUGUAGUUGUACCCAUACAAAACAAGUCUUCUUUAUGGGAGAUGUUGCAGUAAGCUACUGACAAGCCUACACAAACCCAAAGACUCUAACAGUAUUCCAAGAAGUUGCUGCAAAUUUCUAUGGCCACUGUUUAUAAUUUCUUGCAAUUUGAAGGUACGAGUAAGAAUUCAAAAAGGAUCCUUUUUUUGUUAAAAAAAUGCAUUUAAGUUGUAAACGUCUUUUAAAGCCUUUGAAGUGCCUAUGAUUCUAUGUAACUUGUUGCAGACUGGUGUUAAUGAGUAUAUAACAGUAAAAAAAGAAAAGAAAAAUGUUGGUAUUUUAUAAGCACAGACAAUUCUAAUGGUAACUUUUGUAGUCUUACAUGGACAUAAACUGUAAUUUGGGAACAUAAACACUACUGAAUAAAUCAUGUGGCCUAAUACUGAAA